This is a messenger RNA of Brassica rapa (field mustard), 6791 nucleotides long. RefSeq lists its product as uncharacterized. Gene Ontology annotation, molecular function: zinc ion binding. NCBI's taxonomy places the organism in Eukaryota, Viridiplantae, Streptophyta, Magnoliopsida, Brassicales, Brassicaceae. The record is from RefSeq and is a predicted model, not a curated record.
GUGAAGAGAGGUACGGAUGCUUAGUUCGAGAUAGAUCAACAUAAUAUAUAGUUGAAAAUAACAGAGUGAUUAAAUUCUUUGAAACAAAAAUGUCAACCAAAGGCUUUUAGUAAUGGUAAAGGUAACAUGUCACUCGCUCUAAUUAAAUGCUGAACUUAAUCUUUUCUUAGCUCUCAAGCCUCCACAUAGAACGUGGUGGUAGUUGUUGUUGUGGAAAGAACAUGCAAGGACAAAUCAACGGCUCUACUCUGUGUCAAGUGGUACCACAAUAUAAACAAAACAUGUACACUUUCCUUCAAAAAUUUCACGGUUAUAUACUUAUAUAUAGUCAAGACUGCAUAUAAAAAAUGAUGUUACAGAUUUAGUUAAAACCUAUUUUGUGUUGUGAUUCAGAAGUCAAAACAAUGACAACUUUUGAGAUGCUUUUGUUUAUUUUACUAUUGAAUAAGGUGUAACGACCCGGUUUUCUCAACCGGUUGGUUUGGUUUCUUUUUAAUUAAUUUGAUUGGACCAAACCAUGCCUCAAACUAAAUUAUUUCUAUUUCUAAUUUAUCGUGUUAUUCCUUAUACCUAGCUAUAUAUAUUUCACUCACCCUUCCUCCUUCUCGGGAGCCGCAUCCACCAUUUUUAUUUCUUCUCUACUUCACGAUCAUCUCCUCCCUUCUCUAUUUUGUCUUCUCCUUGAUUAGCUUCUUGUUCCAUGUGCAAUCUCCAUGCUUUGGGGUAGAGGAGCUGUCAUCUUCGUCACACGCCCUUAGCACCAACCACCACAGAUCAAUGGCCGUGUAUCAUACUGGAGAAGCAGCCCCUGCCAUUACAGACUUGUUACGUGCCGUCACGUUCAUUGCGUUAAUCUUACCUAUCGGAUCCGUGAGAUGAAGAGCUUGAGCGGAGAGGGAGAGAAGGCGUUCAAGCUGGAGUCACCGCACCUCGACCGCCGUUGAUCCGCACCAUCAUCAUCAACCGUGAGCUGUGAUCCACCGGAGAUGCAGCACCCUUCGCCGAGUUCGAGAUCCAUAACCGCGAGUCAAAACCGUGAGGUUCAAGUGCUCGUUUCUUUAUUACUUGUGUAGCAAGUAACCAUCCUUAUAAAUCCAUUAUUUAUUCUUAUUUUAAUAUUUUUCUAUGUUCCUUUUUGAUAUGGUUUGUCUUCAACGAGUAUUCGAAAUCCAUGGCAAAAUUCUAGCUUUCUGGAUGAUCAAGUCAUUUCAUGUAUUCUCGGAUCCGUUUCUGGUUUUUCUUUAUGGCUAAGGUGAGGGUCUAUUCCGUAAAUCACGUACCAGUGUAGAAUUCUCUCUAUCGUAGUUUAGAUUUCGAAUCAUGAUCCGUCUGUUUGAAUUGAGUCUUGAUUGUUAGUUAGUUCAUUCAUUGUAAAUUGGAACUAGGGGUCUAGAGGAUUCAACUUUUGAUUGGAUUGUGUGAUGUUAAGAGAUGCGAUAUAUAUAUGUAUGUAUACAUAGUUAUUAGUAGGGACUAUGUGCGCGGACGGGGGCUCAGAGAUGUCUGGGCUAGCGACGCUACUUUGAUUGUGCGGGCAGGGGUUCAGAGACGUCUGGACUUGCGAUGCUACUUGUGCGGGCGUGUGGUGCAGAGACGUUUGUAUCAUGGACGCUACUUGAGAGGGCGGGGGUACAGAGACAUACUGUACUAGCGACGCUAAGUAUUAUAUAUCCAUAUGAGGAGAUGCGGGGUGUAUGGACUAGCUUUAUGCUAUCAUCGCAUUGUUUGGUUUGUGUGACGCGCUAGGCGUCGUGUGUGUUCAUGUUAGAGCUAAACUUCCAUAGUGGGAGUUCUAUUUACUCAAGUCAGUGGUUUGCGUGUUUAGCAUCCCCAUACCUCACGGAGUAACUCCCCUGUUGCUCACCCCUCUUCUUCCCCCUUGCAGGUGAGCUUGCCGAGUUGUUGGAUAUCUGGACGGUUUGGUGUCUUGGGAUAAUUGUAUUUAUUUCGGUUUUAACUAAUGAUUUAUGCGAAUUUUACAUUCGAUUUAUUUGAUAUAUUUUUAUACUUAAAUUUAAAAAAUGUAUUUCUUUUAAAAUUAUUCUAUUAAAUAUUAUGUUAUUUUGUUCGAUUUGGAAUAAUUCGGUUUAAUUCGAUAUUUCACCGGUAGUAACACGCCAUUCUCCAUAUAGGAGGGGACGGGUGUUACAUAAGGUUUCAGUAGACACAAGAUAGUCAAGCACAGUUGAAAAUACAUAAUCGCAUUUGUUUAGUAAUCUGUCAAAUAUAAAUUAAUCAAAAGUGAUUAUAAAGCUGGUUUCUUAGUAAAAGCCAAUAAAUGAUAGUGCUGCAGGUUAUAAGAAUUUAUUUCCUAGCCUAACUAUCGUAAGUGUUAACGAGUUACGGCCACACUGCGUGCAUUAAAGAUUAGCUAGGACCACACUGGUCCAUGCCAUGCAUGAUGCUUGUGGAAUUUUCAGUCCUAUAAUACUUGAAUGCCGUGAGAAACUUUGAUCACUCCCAUUAUCAAAUUAUUAGGAAUUUUGUAACUGAGUUUUUGUUGUACUAAUAAGAAAAGAAAAUGUCAACAUCGAGAAAUAUACUGGUGCCAAUUUGCCAAAUCAGCUGUGUGAAGUAAAGAGAGACUUCAUAGUGGGCUUUUAGUGGGCCGUUAAUGUCCUGAAAAGUUCUCCAAUUCGUUAAAAAACGUCAUUUAAAUUAAAAGCGAUAUUAAUUACCGUUUUUGGCAUUUUGCGAACGAAGUUUGUAACUUAAAAUAUUUUGGUCAGUACUUUCAUUGUGUCAUAAAUAUAAGAUUCUCAUAAAUAUAAUAAGAUUUCUUAUGCAUGCUUUUGGAUUUUUAAAAAAAAAAAUUUAAAGAAAACUUUUUGCAUGCUUUUGAGUUGAUAUGGUGGAAAGAAAAAUCUUUGGAGUGAUAGCUAGUUGUUGGAAAAUAAUCCUUUUCGCAUGCUUUUUCUUAUUAAUUCAUUAAUAACUCAGUUGAUUUAAAAUGGUCAACAUAAAAGUUUAAAGGAUUUUAUAAAAAAGUUUAAAGGAUUUUCACAAAUCACAAUGGUAUAUUAAUUAAUUUGGACCAUAUUGUGGUAACGGUUUCCUAAUUCCUAUUAUUUUUUAUUUGUUUAAGAAUAGAUAUUAAGUUAGUUGAUACGCGUAUUUGGUUAAUUUGGAUAAUUUUAAAUGUGUGUUUUUGGCGACAGUAUUUUGCAUUUCAACAUAUUAUUUUCUAUUUUCUUAGCAUUUUCAGAUUCAAUAUAAGAACUAGCUAACCAGAGGGGAAAUGUUGAAUAUAAAAUCAAGUUUUUCGGUAAGGAAUCUGAAUUCAGUUAGUUGAUACGUGUAUUAUACUCCUUUUGUUUUAAAAUAUUACAUACUUUAGUUUUUUCACAUAUUUUAAUAAAAAUAUUAAAUUUAUAUUUUUUUGAUUUUUUCCAUAAUUUAAAACCAAUAAAAAUCAAAUAAGUGCAAUUAAAUUUUUUGAAGUUUGUAGUUAGUUAGUUAUGAGAAAAUGACACAAAGAACACUAAAUGAAGUUUUCCUCCCCAAACUAGCACUCAGGAUCAGAAUUCACAAAAAUAGGUUUCAUUAAAGGGGCAAUUUACCCUUAUGCCCCCUUCUUUAACUAAUUUAAAAAACAAAUUUGAAAUCAAUUUGUCGCCGUCCUCGUUUCAUCGCUUCUUCUUCUCGUCUCUCCGUCGUCGUCGUCGUCGUCUCUCCGUCGUCGUCUCCCCGUCCUUGUCGUCGUCGUCUCUCCGUCGUCGUCGUCGUCGUCGUCUCUCCGUCGUCGUCUUCGCCUCUCCGUUGAUCCGUCGUCGUCGUCUCUCCGUUUAUUUAUCGUCGUCGUCGUUUCUCAAUUGAUCUGUCGUUUCUACGUCUAUUCAUCUCAUUCUCUCUCUCGUGUGUCUGAUUUGAUUAAGGUUUGAAUCAUUUCAUUUUGUUAUACAUUAUCUAGGUUUUGUUAUAUAUUAUUCAUUUGUUGAUGAUUUGAAGUUGAUUUUGUAGAACAAUGGAAGUUUUGUGCAUCUGUGGACAAUGGAUCUCAAAAGAAUCUCUCCAGUGGGAGUUUCUUGUUGAUUUGAAGAGGAAUGCAUCAAUCAUUUCCAUAGAAGAAGAUCUACUGUAUGAAGAUUUGAUGAAGAUUGUCUCUGAAGAUUUUAGUGUUAAAGAGGAAGAAAUCAGUUUGAGUUAUGGUUUUUCAUUGGAUAUGAAAUGUAUUAUUGAAAGUUUCCCCCCACUCUCGAUAGGUAAUACUCGUCAGCUCAGAACUUUCAUUUCCAAGACUAGAGCAUUUGAUGGAACCUGUCGUUUGUGUGUUAAGGUUAGUACUGAUCCAGUUAGCUGUAACACUCAAGCUUCUGAUACAUUUGCUUCUACUGUUCCAUUGAAUGCCAAUCCAGCGAUUCUUUCUACUGUGCAGAGUGAAAAACAGAGUCUUCUAUAUGAAGGUGUUUCUACAGUUCCUCUGAAUGCUCUUCCGGAUUUUAGUACUGAUUCAGCUAGCUGUAACAUUCAAGCUUCUGAUACAUUUGCUUCUACUGUUCCAUUGAAUGCCAAUCCAGUGAUUCUUCCUACUGUGCAGAGUGAAAAACAGAGUUUUCUAUAUGAAGGUGUUUCUACAGUUCCUCUGAAUGCUCUUCCGGAUUUUAGCCCUGUCCAUAUUGGACUUUCACCAAACACGAGAGUAGCUGGCGAUAUUAAGGUGAAUAGCUAUUUUAAGACAAAGAGAGAGUUGAUGUUGAGGAUGAAGAAAUGGGCUUUAGAGUGGAAGUUUGAGUACAAGACUGUCUCUUCUAACAAGUCAAGAGUGCUUUUGAGUUGUGUUGAUGAAAAUUGCACGUGGAGGAUGCGUGCUAUCAAGCUACCUGUUUCAGAUUUUUUCGUUGUUAAAAAGUAUGUUCAUGAGCAUACAUGCGAUACAACACACAGAAAAGCCAACCACAGACAAGCAUCUGCAAAGUUGUUGGGUUCUUUGAUUUCCAGCAAUUAUGGAGAAAAAAAGGAAGGUCUCAAACCGAAACAGAUCAUUGAACAGGUCAGGAUGCUGCAUGGUGUUCACAUCAAUUACAAACAAGCUUGGAGAGUGAGAGAAGAAGCUCAGAUUUUGGUUAGAGGGACUCCUGAAGACAGCUAUUACAAUUUGUCUAGGUGGUUGUAUAAAAUCACAGAAACAAACCCUGGUUCCUUGACUUAUCAACAUGUUGAUGCUGCAGGAAAGUUCAAGUAUGCAUUUGUGGCUUUUGGUCCAUCGAUAAGGGGAUUUUCAUUGAUGAGGAGAGUUAUUGCAGUAGAUGGUACAUUUCUGAAGGGAAAAUUCAAUGGGACUUUAUUGGCAGCUUGUGCUCAAGAUGGGAAUUAUCAUCUAUAUCCUCUCGCCUUUGCAGUGGUUGACGCAGAAAACGGCGCCUCUUGGAAAUGGUUCUUUAGAGGUUUGAGCCAGAAGAUCCCGGACGCUUCAGAUCUUGUUUUUGUAUCAGACAGGGCUAAUUCCAUUUCUUCAGCGUUGGAGGAUGUAUAUCCCUUAUCUCACCAUGGAAUUUGCAGGAUCCAUCUGCUCCGCAACAUCACUCCUACAUAUGCGAAGACUGGGUUGCUACCUCUGGUGGAAAGCGCUGCUGAUGCCUAUACGUGUCACGAGUUCUGGUUAAUCUUCAAGGACAUAAAGGAUAAAUGUCCUGAAUUGGCUAAGUAUCUGGAAGAGUCUGAUUUUAGGAAGUGGGCACGAAGCUAUGCGCCUGCGAACAGGUAUAAUAUCAUGACUACCAACAUUGCAGAGUCUCUCAAUUCUAUGUUGAAGAUGCCUCGUGAGUUGCCCAUUAUCUCUCUCCUUGAAACUAUCAGAUUGACGAUGACCACUUGGUUUUUUGAGCGACGCGAAGCGGCUGCGAAACAUAAGCACCUGGUUACUCCAAAAGUUGUUCAGAAAUUGGUAUCUAGGUUAGGGGCCGCAAUGUUGUUGAAUGUGUAUCAAGUUGAUCGAAGCGAGUUUGAGGUGAAGAAUGAAACAAUGAAGUUUGUUGUUGACUUGGAGAAGCGGCAUUGCACAUGUAAUGUUUUCGACAUUGACAAGAUCCCCUGCAUCCAUGCCAUCGCUGCUGCUAAGCAUAUCAAGAGAGAUGAAAACCGUUUUGUUGAUGCUUCUCACUUGACAGAAACGUGGGCUAAAGCUUAUGCUGAAAGCAUACAUCCUGGUGGAGAGUUGUCAACGUCCACCUAUCCAGAGAAUAUUGAUGAACUGUCUUGCCCACCUCCAGCUACCAAAAAGAAAAGUGGACGCCCUCCUACAAAGAGAAAGAGAUCCGUUGGCGAGUUUGGGGUUCCUGGAUCUAAAUCUCAGUCCCACAAGUGCAGCAGAUGUGGCACAGGAGGGCACAACAAGAUCACAUGCCAGAGGCCUAUAGGAUGAAGUUCUACAUUUUUACAUUUUUAUCGAUUAUUAUUUGGAUGUUUGGCUAUUUGAUGGUUACAUGAUAUGCACAAGACCAUAUACAUUUUUUCUUUUGGAACCCUAUCCUGAAUAAGUAUGAUUUCUUACAACUUUUGUAAUAUACAACAUUAUCUUUUGAUCUCAUUUCAAUUUUUAGUUUAAACUUCUUUGCUAGAAAAAAACACAGUAAUAUUCAACUAUUCUGGAAUCCCAUCCAACUUUUGUAACAUCCAACUUUUGUAAUAUACAAUGUAUUAUACUAUAAAUUGUAUGGGUAAAUUCAAUUAUGUGGAAGCAACUAACAGAUGAUUCUCCUCAGCCUAGCGGCUAAACCACGAAACCUAUGAUACCGAAACAUUGUUCGACCGGGGUUCGACUCUCCUACGAGUAAUGGGUGAUUUUUUUUUUU